AUGGCUCCAUUUAAACGGCACUUGCGCGACUUGUGGCUCGAAGAAGAGUUGAUUGAAGCACUGUCUUACACUGCAUCGGGCACAUUUGGAGCCAUUUUGGCGUAA
Molecule: messenger RNA, 105 nt
Organism: Aphanomyces astaci
Lineage: Eukaryota; Oomycota; Saprolegniomycetes; Saprolegniales; Verrucalvaceae
Exons: 2
Coding region: 1-105 (34 amino acids)
Source: RefSeq, a predicted model, not a curated record